GUAGAAAGAGGAUGAUUUUACCUGGUUCACACUUCAGACUCAAAUCACAACUGCUUGGCUUUUAAUCAUCUCAGAGUUUUUAGAAUGUCACUUUGAGGACAGCAGAGUCUGACAUGAGAGGAAGUUUACCAAACAUUCAUGUUUUACACAAACACUCCCAAUCACUAAGACUCCUGGUCCAAGCUCAGCUGACACACAAACUAACACAUUUUCCUGGGACGAUGUUGUGCUCUCGUUUGCGUACUUCACUCCCUCGCCUCAUGCCACUGAGGAUGAUGAGCACUGCGGCCUGUAGGACGGUGGAGGUCAAACAGCCCAGUCUUCUCUCUGAUGCUCUGGCCUUUGAGGAUCCCAAAGCCUUCAGGGUGAAGAGUUUCGGUGAGCUGCUGCGUGCUCUAGGUGUGUUUCGUCUGUGCUCCUUCCCUGUGCUGGUUAACAACUGUGGAAAGCUCAUGAUGAUUGCUCGUACCAUCCUGGGGAGGAGGGGGUUCUCCAUGCUGCUGAGGCCCACUGUGUAUGCUCAAUUUGUGGCUGGAGAGAAUGAGAGAGAGAUCUCUCAGUCCAUGGAGAAAAUGAGCCUGCUGGGACUGAGGCCUAUGCUGGCUGUGCCAAUAGAGGAGGAUCUGGGAGAAAGCACUGGAGAGAAGAGGUAUGACGACAACAUGGAGGCCAUGUUGGAAUGUGUUCGAAUGUCGCACAGCAACGCCUGGAGCAAAGAUCCCAUGAUGCAGCUGAAGAUCACGGCCCUGCUCAGCCCUGAACUGUGUGUUAAACUCACAACCCUCAUCGCACAACAGCCAUAUGACUUGGAUCUAGUAGUCAGGGCAAUGGGCGGAGAGCAAAUCAUCUUCUCUGGUCUGGAUGAAGGCGAAGCUGCUCAUUUUCUCUGUGGCCUGCAGCGACUUAACAAAAUAGCUGAGGCAAGUGUGAACAAAGUGCGAGUCCUGGUGGAUGCAGAGUACACCUACAUGAACCCUGCCCUCUCUCUCGUCACAAUGGCAAUGAUGAAGAAGUUUAACAAAGAUGGCGUCUGGAUUUGGAACACAUAUCAGUGUUACCUAAAGGAGUCUCAGUCUCUCCUAUUAGAGGCUCUGCAUCUCUCUAAGGAGCAUGGUUUCUGUCUAGGAGUCAAGCUGGUGCGAGGAGCCUACAUGGACAAAGAGAGGAAGCUGGCAGAGAAAGAGGGCCGACAGGACCCCAUUCACAACUGCUGGGAGGACACCAAUGUCAGCUAUAAUGGCUCACUUGAUGUGAUGCUGAAGGCGAUAUCCCAGCAACCUGAGCACUACAGGAUCAUAGUGGCCACUCACAAUGAGGAGUCUGUGAGAAAGGCUGCCAAAAGGAUGGAAGAAUUAGAGAUAGACAAAGACGGAGGCUCGGUGUGUUUCGGACAGCUGCUGGGAAUGUGUGAUCACGUCUCCCUUACACUUGCUAAGGAGGGCUAUGCUGUCUACAAGUCGGUGCCGUAUGGCUCAGUGGACGACACGCUGCCUUAUCUGGUGCGUCGGGCUCAGGAGAAUCGCGCCGUGCUGCAGGGAAUCCGCAAAGAGAGAGACCUACUGAGGAGGGAGUUUUACAGGAGGCUGAGUCUGAGAGGAGGGAACUAAAGGGCAACAAACAAGACAGGACUCUCUGUUAUGUUUUUCCAGUGGAAUAGUACUGGAUUAAGGUGUGCUGCAGAUGGGACAAAGAGAAUGGCACCAGUUCAGGGAUACACAAGUGGGAGAAGUUUUUGGCUUCACUUUUGUACAAAUUCAAGUGACAGAGACAGCAGUCAAUCAGUUAAGACGGUAAACAUUUGUUGGCAACAGAGAAAGACAGAUGCAAGACAAGGGUUGAAGAGGUUUGUUUCAAAUCUUCAGCUAAUAAAGUGUUUAAAGUGGAUCUAAACACCCUAAAUAAGAUGUGACAGUGGCAUUUAUGGCAUAUUUAUGGUUCCUGAUACUUUCAUUGUAUUUGUAAGGAUAUUUUGUCUGUAAUUUGAGUGGCCUUUGACUCUAAAGUGCAUUUCUCUGCAUACUCACUCCAGUUGAUCACCUCUUUAAAAGUAGUCAUUUCAGUCUGUAUUACCAAUGAACUUGGACGAGUAUCACUAUGACUUUAUUCUAUAUUCAGGUAUGAAUAUGAGAUGGUAAGAAGCAGCUUUUAAGUUUGUAAUUACACUCUGUACGUCAUUGCAAAAAUGUGAAAAAUGUGGAUUAAGUGUUCCAAUAUCAACACCUAGCCAGGAUGCCAACCUUAAAUACUGCAUCCCUACUUUUUUAGAAGAAAUAUUUUUGCUUAUGCAAAACUUGACAUGCUUGUUCUGUAAUCAUACAGAUCAUUUGAUCUUUGUACAUAGUAUUUGAAAAAGGAAAUCAUCUAUUAAUAAUUUAAAAGUCUUCCAAGAGUACCAAUAGAAGCUAUCCAGAAUCAAGAUUGAUCAUUUAUCUUACCUAGAUGAUUCUUGCUAACUAAGAGCCAAUGAUUAGUGAAGCAAGGUUUCGCAAAAUGGUUGUAGGAGUUAUGUUCUCCAUUUUCUAAUGUUUUGGAAA
Cheilinus undulatus (humphead wrasse) is the source of this 2534-nucleotide messenger RNA. RefSeq names its product proline dehydrogenase 2 (gene prodh2). Gene Ontology annotation, molecular function: proline dehydrogenase activity; FAD binding. NCBI's taxonomy places the organism in Eukaryota, Metazoa, Chordata, Actinopteri, Labriformes, Labridae. Gene Ontology annotation, cellular component: mitochondrion. The transcript has 12 exons. Bases 114 to 1607 code for a protein of 497 amino acids. The record is from RefSeq and is a predicted model, not a curated record.